AACUACCGUGACAUUGAGUUGAAGUUAGAAGAAUGCUGCGCGCCCACGUUCAUCAACUUGAUUAACAUCUACAACAUGGCCGUCGAUCUGGCACACAAUCCCCCCAAGCCCUCUCCCUUGACGUCCCUCACAAUAUCGCAGAAGGCGCCUUCAUUCGUCAGAGAAGCGACAUCUUACCCGUGGCCACUCUCCCUCAUUCUCUCCUCUGAAUCCCAGGACCAAUGGACCACGAUUGAGAACCUCUACAUGUCUUGUCUCCGGACCGGAGACGACGAGUCCGCGCGGAAGUUGCUAGACAAACUGAUUGCUCGCUUCGGUGAAAAAAAUGAGCGGGUGAUGGCGUACCAAGGCAUGUGGGCGGAGGCACACAUCAGCAACGAGAAGGACUUCGUUAAUGUUCUCAAGGAGUAUGGCGAGGCUCUCGAACAGGAUCCGACCAACAUUCACCUUCAGAAAAGGAGGAUUGCCCUUCUGAGAAGUAUGGGCCGCACGGUGGAAGCAACGCAGCAGCUGGUGAAUCUGGUCGAGUUUAACCCGACAGACGCAGAAGCCUGGGCUGAGCUGGCUAGUCUGUACGUCCAGCAAAAUAUGUAUGAGCAGGCCAUUUUCGCCCUGGAGGAGGUUCUCCUUAUAAUGCCAAAUGCGUGGAACAUGCAUGCUCGCCUCGCCGAAAUAAUAUAUCAAUCAACAAAUGCAAAAGCUGAGUCCGCCAGUGCUCUCGAUACGGCGCGUGGAUAUGCAGAGGCCAUGCGUAGAUACUGCCGUAGCAUUGAGCUUUGCGAUGAUUAUCUUCGAGGCUACUAUGGCUUGAAACUCUCGACAAAGAAAUUGCUCGAGGUUCUGCCAAACACUGGCCCAACGACCGGCGCGCCAAGCAAGGAAAAAGUAGAGAAGCUGAACGAGUUGGCCACGACGAAACUAGCAGAGAUCGUGAGGAUUGCCAAGGACAAGACAAGCGGUUAUGACGAGGCUGAAGUUCGUGCAGCACGGGAGCUCUUGGAUCGGGAUGCUGAAAAGGUUGCGAGAUGACGCGGUAUCCUUGUUUAGCUUGUAGGACAUAUUGAUGUAGAAGAUACCCAGUUACUGCCAACACAAUUCCAUUAAGACACAGUUCGUGAGAUGGAAUUUUAACAGUGCUUCCUGAUGCAUUCUCUUACCACAAGAGGGCCUCUGCUGGGUAAAGCUAUGGGAUGCUGUUGCUAGUCUUGUUCAUAUCUGUACCUUUACCAUCAUGGCGAGAAAGCUCCUCCACGGCCUCUACUUCUUACCAAGGUUAAUCCCUUCCCUAAAUCGUUUCAACGGCGCUAAUCUUCCAUCCCACCAACUUUGCUGCACCAAAUUCUCUCGAUAAUCUAGGUGAUCUCGGCCUCUGAUAUAUAUCAAAUGUAAACUCACCCAGGCUCCCAACAAUGAGUUGCAUUCUAAUCA
Verruconis gallopava is the source of this 1428-nucleotide messenger RNA. RefSeq lists its product as uncharacterized. The record is from RefSeq and is a predicted model, not a curated record. Gene Ontology annotation, cellular component: EMC complex. Lineage: Eukaryota; Fungi; Ascomycota; Dothideomycetes; Venturiales; Sympoventuriaceae. Gene Ontology annotation, biological process: protein folding in endoplasmic reticulum. The transcript has 2 exons. The coding region runs from base 76 to 1029 and encodes 317 amino acids. Gene Ontology annotation, molecular function: protein binding.